GGUGGAUGAAGUUUGCUGUUAGAGGAAGAACCUUAGUGAAGACACUUGUAACAGGAGCAGUGAAUCCUCGUCAGCGCCAGGUGUGUUGAUUUAUUAAUGAGGAGAAAUGGACGAAGAAGACCAGGAAGGUCCACGUGACGUGGUGUCAGGCAGUGGUGGAUUGUGGGAUCAUGUCCACCUCAGCACUGAUCAUCACACUGAAGAUGAAGGUUCGCACCAGGAGCCUCCUCUUCCUCCUGAUUUGGAUUGGCUAGAAGAGUUGUCUGAAGAGGACGAUGGUGACGGUGACCUUGUGGUUGAGGCUGAUUAUGGUCAGAAGAGGAGUUAUGCCGAGACAGCACGGAUGUUCAAGCUGAGGCGAAACCUGGACCAGCUGGACUCUUUUCACCGACAGAAGGAGCAUGACGUGCUGAGAGCCAGAGAAGAGCUGAAACUCUGUCGUGAGAAUGUUAAAAGUUUGGAGGAGCAGAGGGAUACUUUGGAGGAAAAGAUAGACCAACAGAAAGCAGCAGACAACAGUGUGGCAGUGUUUCGUUUACGAACCCAGCACAAGCAUUUGUGUCAGAAGCUGCAGAGUGAAGAGGAGCUGGAAGGCCACCUCAACAUUGAGCUGAAGCAGCUAAAACUGGAGCUGAAUGAGGUGGAGAUGGAGCUCAGCAGAUUCUCUUCACUCCGGCAAGAGGUGCAGGAGGAGGAGCGGCUCUUCCAGGACCUUAAGGUCCAGAAGGCAGCAACAAGGCUGCAGCAGGAGAGACAAGCCACCCAGAACCUUCAGCUCAAGAUUCGGCAUCUCAAGGAUAAACAGGUCACCAUGAAGAAGAAAGAGGAGCUUGAAUGUCAGAGGAAAAUUGAAGAGCGCCAGGCGAACCACAAGAUAGCAACCAAGUACUUGAAAGAGACCAUUAAAAGGAUGCAUCAGGAAGAGGCCGAGAAGGAGGAACAGAAAAGACAGUUACUGGAGAAGAGGAUACAAGCUGUCAAGUCACUAAAAUCCAACAUAGCAGCGACACAAGAGAGCUUACGGAUCCAACAAAACAGAGCUAAAGCAAAUGCCCAGGAGAAAGAAGAACAACAAAAACAAUUGAGAAAAUCCCUGGAGGCCCAAGGCAUUAACAGUAUCAGGCAUAUGCACCAACAGAAACAACUAGAGACGAUUAAACAAAAACAAGAGGAAUUUGAAGAGAGACAGAAGUCAAAGAAGGUGAUCGUGGCAAAAAUCAUCCAGGAGGAACAGCUGGUGAAGAGCAGAAAGAGGCACCAGGCGAAACUACCUAAUAUCUCAAGCACUGACAAGUUGUCAUCUCUGGGGAGGGUAAGAGACAAUCUCCUGCACUACCUGGACCCCAGACCCCCAUCAGCCACAGAGGAGAGAGCCACAGCUCAGUGGAGAGAAACAAGUGGCAUCAGCAGCUCAUCGUCAGCUUCCUCUGAUGGUGAGGACCCAGAGGAAAACAUGCGCCAGGAAGUGGACCACCUGAGUCCUGCUGACAGCUUGGCUCAGCCUGAAUUCUCUGGGCUGUGGGACGAGAAGUACAAGUCACCCCUCAAUUUGAAGACAACACUGGUGCAAACGGAAGUAAAGCAGGAAGAAGCUGCACUGACCAGUGGAAAGCUCAACGUGCCUGUUAAAAAAGUUCAUGGAAAAGAAUUGAAAGGGCCUCCAUUCAUCAGCAAACCAGAGGUCCUCCUCUUCAAGGACUUUGAAGUGCAGAAAAUAUAUAAGAAGAAAAUUGUUCUGACUAACACCAGCUACAUCACGAACCACUGCAAGCUCGUCGGGGUCUCUGCUCAGCUGAAGGAUUCUAUCUCUAUCAACUUUGAGCCUCCAGGUUCUUUACCUGCCGGGAUGUCCUGUGACGUGCAGGCUGUUUUCCAACCUAUGAUCAACGAGGACCUGGAAGGAGACGUCCAUUUUUCUUCAGCGGCGGGUCCCUUCUCUGUGCCUGUCAGGUGCACCAUAAAGAAAUGUGAGCUGGUGGUUGACAGUGAGUUAGUGGACUUUGGUUCACACGUGGUGGGCCAGACUAUUUCACGGACUAUCACCUUGACCAACAAGGGAGCUCUGGCCACACUCUUCAGCCUGGACACCUCCACAUGGCUCAGUCCAGAAUCUCACCAUGUCCAGAUGCCAUCACAGGUCUCACAUGCCCACACAUGCCAGGAGACAAGCAGUCAAAAUACAACAUGUGGCAUUCAAAAGAGCUCUGAAGAAAUCCAAACAAAGCAAGAGAGUCAGGAGCUCUGUGAGGCAUCACAGCAAGAGAAACCAGAUGAAGUUGGCAGGGCUAUUCCUGAGGCGUGUGUGUCCACUAAUGCAGAACCCCAGGUAGACGAGUGCCCCGAAGACACCAGUGACAUAAGUCCGGGAAAUGUUAGAGAGGGGGAGAUUGGACCUUUUGAAAGCAUCAAACUAGAGGUUGUUUUCACUCCAACUGUUCCAGGAGAGGCCAAACUAGAUUUCCACAUCAAGUUCUCCAACCAAUCCAGCAAACCAAUACCUAUCUAUGUGAGGGGUAUUGCAGUCAGCAUCCCUGUUUGGGUGGUUCAGCCCACUGUUGAUCUGAAGAUCUGCAUGUUCGACCGCCUCUAUCAAGACACUGUUGUGGUCCACAGCAGAGCCAGCACAGCGUUGAAGGUGACUUUUGAUGUGUGCCCGGAAAUGAGGAAACACAUGGAGAUCUUACCAAAGACCGGCUUCAUCCAGGCUCAAUCAAGCCUUAAUGCCCAACUGAAGUUCCUGCCGAGACGUUCCUUGUCCAAAGAUGUCAAGAAGUAUUUUGACAGUGAUACAGGAGUCCUGGAGGUUCCAGUGACAGUGCAAGUAGCAGGCCAGGUGCAGCCUGUCCAUUUCACAGUGCAGGCAGUGGUGACUUCCUCAGACCUGCAGUUCGAGCACACUGAGGUGGACUUUGGCGUCUGUUCCAUUUACCAGUCGGUCAAGAGCAGCAUUCGCCUCACAAACCUUUCCCUGCUGCCUCAGGACUUUGGCUUCUUGGGAGUUCCAGAGUUUAUUGAGGUCCAGCCUAAUGAUGGUUUUGGUACCCUGCUCCCACAACAAACCCUGGACAUGGAUCUGAUUUUCAGUGCCAACAAAGCCAGAGAGUACAACUUCCAGCUCACCUGCAAGUCUGGAAUUAACAGAGAUUUCCUGCUGUCUUGCCGAGCAGUGGGUGUCUGCCCUCCCCUUGAGCUCUCCCAUUCUCUGAUCCAGUUUGGAGCCACAGCAUUAGGUGACUACUCCACCGCCAUAAUUGACCUCAUCAACCCUCACGUCAACCGUAACCAGUCCAAACAAUCAGUGACGCCAGUGAUCAAGGACGUCACGACUCCUGAAGCACCCAGGCUGUUCUCCUUCACCCUGCCCGAGGAUUCGGACAUCAGCAUCACCCCUUCAGCAGGACGCCUGCUCCCCGGUCAGAGAUGCCAGGUUCAGGUGACGUUCAGACCCAGACUAUUGGAGCAUGAGAUCAGAGAAGAGGUGCUGCGUGUUCUCCACCGAGCCAAGCUGCUCCGCGAGAAGGAGCUGGAGAUGAACAGACUCUCUGAACAGGAGACUACAAAGGAGAUCCCAGUGGAACCCAGCAAAGGAAAAAAAGCAUCUACAAAUCUAAAGAACAGCAAGAUGUCAGAUGACCCAAAGACAGACCAACAAUCAGAAUCACCAAAUCCUGUCGACAUACAGCCAGGGUCAGAGCAGUAUGAGCAGGCCAGGGCUUCUCUGCUGUGCUCCUUCACUCAGCGCUGCAGCGACUUCAUCGUUCCCUGUUUCAUAUCAGAAGGAGACCCUCCUGACGAUGACAGACAGGCCCCACCAGCAUGGAGUGCCUUCAACACGCUCUACUUGAAGCUGCAGUGUCCUGCUGUCCAGCCCUCUCUAAUGGGGAUUUCCAACAACGGACACAACAUCAUAGACUUCCAUCAGGUGGCAGUGGGACAGAAGGUGAUUAAGAAGUUUACAAUUCAGAACAUUUCGAAUGAAUCUUUGGAUCUGAGGACAUCAGUGCUGGACAUACAUGGUCCAUUUUCUCUCCUCAACGCUCCCAGAUGCAUGAGACCAGGAGAAAAACACACUCUGUUGUUGGCCCUCAGUCCAGGUCUGGAGAAAACGUACUGUGAGACUCUGGACAUCCAUGACCAUAAAAUGACCCUGGAGGUGACUCUGCGUGGGGAGGGCGUGGUCCCCGCUGUCACCUCGUCCCACCCUGGAGGUCUCCUCGACUUCGGUUGUGUGUUAGAGAAGGAGAGCACCUCACAGGUCCUGAAGUUGCAGAACAACUCUACGGUGGCGGUGGGUUUCAGGGCGCUGCUUGCCAGUCUGUCUCCCUCCAGGCUUCAGGGUGGCGCUGACAGUGUUGCUGUCCUGCUGGGUGGUUAUGCAGACUCUCAGGUCCAGCCCAUUGUGGGAACCCAGAACUACAGUGGGCUGAGUGUGUUUAGUGUAGUUCCAGUAGAGGGCAGCAUUGCUCCAGGACAGAGCCAGGACAUCACUGUCACCUUUCAGCCUGACCACCCGUCUGUCAACUACUCUGACAAACUCACCAUACAGCUCAUGAAUAAGAGUAAAGUGUGUGUGAUGGAUCUGAAGGGGGCCGCCUCCUCACACAACACGUAUCUAUACGGAGGAGACGCCCUGACCGUGCCCAUAGAAUCCCUCCUCCCUCCACUGAUAACCAGUCAAACUCAGCCCACAGCAGAGUCAGAAGUGAUGUCAGAUCCCAGCAUCCCGGUGCUGGUGAGCCUACGGGCCCGCUGCAGCGGGGGUGCCAUCACGCCUGCAGUGAGGGAGCUGCAGGUGGGCUGCAUCCGCUCCACGCAGCCCACUAAGAAGAGUGGUGAGUUUUACUGGGAGAAUGUGGCAUCCCUUCAGCAGCAGGGCUUCAGUAUAGAGCCCAGCAAAGGCACAGUGGAGGCAGGCCACACACGCACCAUCAGGGUCACAUGGAGCCCUCAGAGUGGAUACAAGCCCUAUGAGGUGGUGCAGACAUGUGUGCCUCUUACUGUGAAGGGGGAUGAAAGGAAUAUUUACAGAGUCACCUUGAUGGCUUUGGUCUCCAACUCUGCUGACUGACCUCUGCUGUACCUGCUGAUGAUGGCCAUUGGGGAGAUCUGGUCUCACACACACACACACACACACACA
Paralichthys olivaceus (Japanese flounder) is the source of this 5137-nucleotide messenger RNA. The record is from RefSeq and is a predicted model, not a curated record. Lineage: Eukaryota; Metazoa; Chordata; Actinopteri; Pleuronectiformes; Paralichthyidae.